AGACCAUGGAGGGAGACGUCAAGGUGUGUGAAUACUGCAAAAGAAGCGUGGCCUGUGCCCACUUCGCCCUCCAUGAGGCCCACUGCCUGCGGUUCCUGGUCAUCUGCCCAGAGUGUGGGGAGCCCAUCCCAGAAAGUAAGAUGGAAGAGCACUUCGAGAACAGCCACAAGGAGGUUGAGCGUGCUAAGUGUCGGCAGAACAUGCAGAAGCAUUUGCUGGAGGUUCAUGAGACCAAGGAAUGCCAGAUGCGCCAGGUCAAGUGUAAGUUCUGUGAGCUGGCCAUGGACUUCAGCAAGCAGGAGAUCCACGAGUACCACUGUGGUAGCAGGACAGAGCUCUGUCCAGACUGCAACCAGUACAUCCUGCUCCGUGAGCUGGCCAGCCACAAAGAUGCCUGUCAGGGGGAACAGGCCCAGCCCAGCAAAGGGGAGAGAAUGUCAGCUCCUGUGGGGAAAAUCAACUGUAAUUCUUGCAACCAAAUGAUUCCAAUAAACAAGUAUGCCCACCAUAUGGAUGAAUGUUGUCCAGUCUCAGAAUUUGCAAAAUUGUCUCCAUUUGAAAAGCCAAGAAAUGCUCCACUGUCCCUUCCAAGUCUGUUUGCUGUAGAUCAAACUUCCACGGCACAGAAAGAUGUCCGUCCAAAGACGAAAAGUAUAAACAGAUUUCCUCUUCUUUCUGAAAAUUCAACAAAGAAAGCACCAACAGGCAAAAAGAAACCCCUGGAUCUGCCUUUGACAUCUGAGCUCAAGCCCAGGACCACCUCUCCUACAGGAGAUGAGGCAACCUAUGACAUUCUGCGGAAGUGUUCUCGGUGUGAUAUUCUACUUCCCCUGCCGAUCCUGAAUCGACACCAGGAGAAAUGCCGGUGGUUAGCCUCAAGGAAAGGAAAAUACAUGAGAAAUUUCAGCUAGAUUUGGAAAAGACAAAAAGAUAUUGCUUUGUCCAAGGGCUACAAGAAAGUCUCCAGUUCUUCCGCAUGAGAAUUCUGACUAAGCGCUAGGCCCUACAGCUGGAACACCUCGGGGAACCCAGCUUUGCCCCUGAAGAAUAAAAACCAUCCUCCCUGAAUGCUUCUUGUUCACCUU
This is a messenger RNA of Trichechus manatus latirostris (Florida manatee), 1085 nucleotides long. RefSeq names its product XIAP associated factor 1 (gene XAF1). Gene Ontology annotation, cellular component: mitochondrion. The transcript is spliced from 8 exons. Gene Ontology annotation, biological process: apoptotic process. The coding region runs from base 6 to 911 and encodes 301 amino acids. The record is from RefSeq and is a predicted model, not a curated record. NCBI's taxonomy places the organism in Eukaryota, Metazoa, Chordata, Mammalia, Sirenia, Trichechidae.